Condylura cristata (star-nosed mole) is the source of this 4541-nucleotide messenger RNA. It is a transcript of the gene TIMP3, whose product is annotated as TIMP metallopeptidase inhibitor 3. The coding region runs from base 283 to 915 and encodes 210 amino acids. Gene Ontology annotation, biological process: negative regulation of endopeptidase activity; negative regulation of membrane protein ectodomain proteolysis. Gene Ontology annotation, cellular component: extracellular matrix. The record is from RefSeq and is a predicted model, not a curated record. Gene Ontology annotation, molecular function: protease binding; metalloendopeptidase inhibitor activity. NCBI's taxonomy places the organism in Eukaryota, Metazoa, Chordata, Mammalia, Eulipotyphla, Talpidae. The transcript is spliced from 5 exons.
CAGCGGGCAGGCGCUCCGACAGCUUCUCCUCCUGCAGCUCCUCUGCUCCAGCCCCACUUCCAGCUCCUGCUCCUUCGCGGGGAGGCCGCCCUCGGAGUCGUGCGCCGGCCCCCAGCAACCUCGCGGCGCCGGGUCCUGGCCGGCUGGGCACUCGAAGCGCUGCGCUCCGCGGCCAAAGUUGCCCCGCAGCGCCGGGCGGGCGAGCUCAGGUUGCAGCGGCCCCAGCGGCGGCGCGCACGGAACUUUGGAGAAGCGAGCGGCAGCCCGGCAGCGGCAGCGACUAUGACUCCCUGGCUCGGGCUGGUGGUGCUCCUGGGCUGGAGCCUGGGGUACUGGGGCGCCGAGGCGUGCACAUGCUCGCCCACCCACCCCCAGGACGCCUUCUGCAACUCUGACAUCGUGAUCCGGGCCAAGGUGGUGGGGAAGAAGCUGGUGAAGGAGGGGCCCUUUGGCACCAUGGUCUACACCAUCAAGCAGAUGAAGAUGUACCGAGGCUUCACCAAGAUGCCGCAUGUGCAGUACAUCUACACGGAAGCUUCCGAGAGUCUCUGUGGCCUGAAACUGGAGGUCAACAAGUACCAGUACCUGAUCACAGGCCGUGUCUACGAUGGGAAGAUGUACACAGGGCUGUGCAACUUCGUUGAGAAAUGGGACCAGCUCACCCUCUCCCAGCGCAAGGGGCUCAACUACCGGUACCACCUGGGCUGUAACUGCAAGAUCAAGUCCUGUUACUACCUGCCUUGCUUUGCGACCUCCAAGAACGAGUGCCUCUGGACCGACAUGCUGUCCAAUUUCGGCUACCCUGGGUACCAGUCCAAACACUACGCUUGCAUCCGGCAGAAGGGUGGCUACUGCAGCUGGUACCGAGGCUGGGCCUCCCCGGACAAAAGCACCAUCAAUGCCACCGACCCCUGAGGGCCAGACCCUGCCGCACCUCACCUCCCUCCCUUCCCACUGAGCUUCCCUCGGACACUAACGCUUCCCAGAUGAUGACCAUGAAAUUAGUGCCUGUUACCUUCAAAUUUAGCACUUGGAACACUUAAAGAAAAGUCUGUGCUGUCAUAUGGAAUUUAAUUUGAAUGAUUCUCCUGGCCCUAUCCUAUCCCUUCUUUUUUGCUUUUGACAUCACCCAUUUCUACCUUGGAGUUUUUGGUGCCAUGCCAGAAAGAAUGAGGACCGUACCCUCCUCUUCUUCGUGAUGAUAUAAUCUAUAUUUUUUUAGGAAAACAAAAACCGGAAAACUAUCCCAUUCGGGCAUUGUGAACACCUACCCUUCUUUCUUCUUCCCCACCUCAACACCUUCCAGACCCUUCUCUCUUUGCCCUUCUCUGCCACCCCAGCACGUAAAAGACACAGACAAGGAAGUUGCCGAAAGGCCAUCUGUUUCAGGAUCAGUCAAGGGCAGCAAGCAGAUAGACUCAAGGUACGCGGAAGAUCUUAUACACUGAGGAGAGGUUACUGCACGGUCCAAGGAGACUGUGUCUGUCUGUGUCUUCGUGAUAGAGUAAGGGAAGGGAGGGUCUGAGGUGAUACAGCACACACAGUCCCCCCGGCCCCGGAUGCUUGGGUUGACCAGAUGUUUCUGAGUCUGGAACAAGUAGUCAUGCCUGAAUCACAGAACUUUCUUAGUGGGUUAAGAUUUAAACCAUCUGCCUGAGGUUGGAAGGCAAAACUGCCUGCCUGAUUCAGACGCUCAGGUGAAAGACACAGCAUUGUCUUUCCCCUCCCCCACCUCCCACAGGACCUCCUCCUGGGAAACUCUUUGGUAGAUUUGACCAGGAGCUUGCCUUUCUGCAAGUUGGAGACAUACACACGCCACACACUAGCCACAGAUAUAGCCAAGUAGAUUUGGGUAGAGAAUACUAUUUCCAAAGUAGUGUUUAGCUCACCUGGGGGGUGGGGGGGAUAUGUUUGUAUACAUAUUUGCAUAUACCCACACGGGGACAUAAGCUAAUUUUUUUCUAGGACACAGAAUUCUGUUCAAUGCUGUUAAAUCCGCCAAUAGUUUAAUCUCUUCUGUUUUGUUGUUGUUGCUGUUCGAAGAAAAUCAUGACAUUCCAAGUUGAUUUUUCUUUUUUUCAUUUUAAUUAAAAUUUGAAAUUUUGAACACCCUAAGCAUCCCCUAACUGGGGUCAUCUGUCCCUCUCCUUUUCUCCUGCUUCACGUUUGGGGCCGUCACUGAGUUGCCUUGCUGACUUGGCUCUGAGGGGACAUGAGAGUUAGCGUGGGUGAGGGGCCGGGUACAGGAGGGGAAACUGCCGUGUCCUGCCUUAGCGAGGACACCUUUCCUGGAAGUGGGGACAGCUUUUUCCCUCCCCCCAGCUCACCCAUAGGUGAAUACCAUGUCCUGAAGUCCUCACUUCAUGGAAUUAAAACGGGGGGUACUGGGGAAACCUGACUGUGCCAUCAGCAAUAGGGUUACUAUACAUUUUUUUUAAAUAAAACUAUAAUAUAAAUCUUCCAAUUAAAUAAAAUUAUUUUAAGUUUUAGCGUUGAAUGUGAGAUGCCAAGAGCAGGUGGUAUAUUUUACAGAGUUGGGGAUGGUAAAAUGGUGACAUUUAACCUGAUUGCUCUGUCUUUUUAUUUAGAUUAUGGGUAUUUAUCCUAUAUUAGUAUGUGUAUCUUCAGUUCAUUCCACUUUAGAAAACAGAGCUGCCCAUGGAAAACAGGAGAAGAAAAAACAAAAAAAACAAAAAAUACAAGCAGACAACACGUAAUGUCUCAUGCACACACACGCCGAUGCCAGGGCACGGUGUCUGCCAGAACCCCAGAGCAGGAGGACAAUACGGGCACCUGGCUUGGGGGUUGAUUUCAUUCCCUGGUACCUCUCACCUUGUGGUCAAACUGUUGGGCAGACAGAUACGGGAACUUUGCCCUCUUGGGGAGGCAGUGUGAGCAGGAGCUGAGGUCAGUGGUCAGUGGUUUCAGCGGGGUGGGCCUUAGGCUUGGUGUUUGGAGACGAUCUUCAUUUCGCCCACAAUGGCUUGCAAGGUGGCAGCGCUCAGCCACCCCUCACACGUCCCCUCCCUCCGUUGGACACCAGCGUCUCCUCCUUGAGGCACCUGGCCAUGUUUGCCUCUCGUGGGAUCACCAGCACUCACAGGAGGGAGGAUGUGAGUGAUCAUGAGUCAGUCACACAAGGCUGCCCCGCAGGAUCUAAGAGUUGGCAGAAUUGCUGUCUCUCCUGUCGGGUCCUGGGGCAGAGCACAGCGGGGCCUGGGCAAAGCCUUGCUGUCGGAGGGCGGUUGUUGAGCUUUCUCUAAGCUAUAGCUUUGUUUAUUUCACCUGUUCACUUACUGUAUAAUUUAAAAUCAUUUAUGUAGCUGAGACACUUCCGUAUUUCAAUCAUACCGUGGACAUUUUAUUUUGCUAAAUCUUGUGUCGUGUAGGCUAUCCUAUGUGUACAUUGUGUUUAGGAGAAAAAAAGAAACCCACAUGCCACCAUUUUCCUGAAUCAAAUUCAACAGUGGAAUGGAGGGUAAAAUGCUUCUGCUGUGCAGACAGCUGGACUGGCGAGCUGGGGGGACAAGGAGGAACUGGCACGGGAGACCCCCCCAGCCUCUGCCCUUGCGGAGCGCAAGGAGAGUGGACGAUAGCACAGCUGUGCUCCGUGACUGGUCUGGGCAGUCUGCUGGUCAUUCCUAUUUCGUUUCCUCCUGGUCCCUUUGCCCACCGAUUGAGAAGCUGUGAUUGCUCCCAAAAAUCAGUGCCAUGGAAGCUGAUUCCAAGAGCUCAUGGCUCCCUCUGGCUGCCUCUACUGCCCCCCCCACUGGAAAGGCGCUCACCAGGAUCCUGCCUGUGUCCCUUCGGACUGAGUCGAUGAUCCUGGGAGACCCCAGCCCUGCCCUUUCUCCUCGUCCAGCCGCCUACCCCAUAGUGAUGGUCGAGCUACCACCCCCGAUACUGCAUUUCAUCCCCUGGUUCUUAUGCAAUUAAAGAGACAAAUGACUUACGGGAACAGCUGUCUCCGAGUCACCCAGAUGCCCAUGAGACUGCGUCCCUCCCUGCCCCAGCCCGUCCUCUAGCGUUUGACCAUUGCCAAGAUGAUUGCCCAGAUGACACCCCAUGUUUGGAUCCUGGCUGCCCAAAGAAUCACUAAAAUCACAGUAUGAAAGCUAAAUUCUUAAAAAGCCUCAUGGUAAAGACGAAACCAAAUGGUGGGGGGUGGGGGUGGGGGCGGGGCACUAGGGGAGGUUGUUCAACAGCAGCCUGUGAACCAGCUGCUGGAGCACGCGGUGGGGUUCCCGCUCCCGGGGAGGGGCUUCUCAGAUUCUCCCGUGCCCCUGCCUGCCUUUCCCCUUAGCCAGUCUGCUGCCCUGAGACCCAGAAGUGAUGGAGAGAAACCAACCAGAGGAAACCCUAUCUGGAAGGAAUGUAUUUGUUGCUAAAUUUUGUAGCACUGUUUACAGUUUUCCUCCAUGUUAUUUAUGAAUUUUAUAUUCCGUGAAUGUAUAUUGUCUUGUAAUGUUGCAUAAUGUUCACUUUUUAUAGUGUGUCCUUUAUUCUAAACAGUAAAGUGAUUUUAUUUCUAUCACACAAUG